AUGCCGCAGUUUUUUAAGGUUGAUGCCAACGACUGGGAGUUCAUGGAAGGAACAGAUCUCUCCGCGCCCAUCUUAGGUUUCGCCGAACCCCAUAAGUUCUUCCUGAUUCGAUUCAAGAGAAGUGACCCUAUAGUCGUGGAUGUGCGGGAGUGUCUCCUCAAAAAGGAUCCCCAAGCCGGCAAGACUAGAGCAACGAUCGAUUGGGAGGGCACGGCAAAGAAACUUGCCAAAGCUUUCGAGGGCAUCACGCAGAAGAAGGACACACCGUUGGGCCGAACAAGCGUCUUAGUCGAUGGAGUAUAUGUCAUACAAAAGCAUGCUAAGUUACCUGUGGCGCGAACUGGUGGUGUCAUUCGAUCAGCAAUUGCUUUACAAUCACAAGCAUUCAGAUACGCCGAUAUUCGUACAUUGUUCGACGAGCCAUCAGAACCUUCUACAGCAUCACAAACCUUGAAGAGGGGGCGAGAAACUACUGGUGAAGAUGAGGAUGAGACUGAGGAAGAAGAGACUGUUUCGGAGCCAGAGCAGGUGGUUACCCUGCAGAAAAAAAGACUAAGAAUUCGCAAAUCCAAACCCCAGGCCGGCCACGACGACGAAGAGAAUGACGAGUUGUACACUGCAUAG
Messenger RNA from Mollisia scopiformis, 624 nucleotides. RefSeq lists its product as uncharacterized. The record is from RefSeq and is a predicted model, not a curated record. Bases 1 to 624 code for a protein of 207 amino acids. Lineage: Eukaryota; Fungi; Ascomycota; Leotiomycetes; Helotiales; Mollisiaceae. The transcript has 2 exons.